Messenger RNA from Cylicocyclus nassatus, 1529 nucleotides. NCBI's taxonomy places the organism in Eukaryota, Metazoa, Nematoda, Chromadorea, Rhabditida, Strongylidae. The record is from the annotation of a GenBank genome assembly.
AUUAUUGGAAUUGGUGAGUCCGGUAAGGUGAUGGCCUGCUAUAACAAGGAUACCAACGAGAAAUUUGCGCUAAAAGUGCUUCGAGAUGGUCCCAAGGCUCGAAGGGAGAUCAGUCUGCAUUAUCUGACCAAUGCUCACGAGAAUGUCGUGACGAUCAUCGACAUCUAUGAGAACACCUUCGACAAUGUGAAAUGUCUCCUUAUGGUUGUCGAAUUUUUGGAAGGCGGAGAUCUUCUCAGCCAAUUCGAGGAGCAGGGCAGUAAGCCCUAUUCAGAAAAGAAGGUCGGCGAGAUCUUACGACAGAUUGGAUCAGCGGUCGAGUAUCUUCACGAUAUGAACAUCGCACAUAGAGAUAUCAAAUUAGAAAAUAUACUUUGCAGUUCAAAAGGCGACGACUGCGUGUACAAAUUAGGCGAUUACGGGUUUGCUAAACGCCCAGAACGUAACGUACUCAUGGAGUCACCAUGUUGUACUCCUUACUAUGCACCUCCUGAGGUGCUAUCCCGUGAACUAUACGAUAAAUCCUGUGAUAUGUGGUCAUUGGGCGUUGCUAUGUAUAUAUUACUAUGUGGGUAUCCGCCAUUCUACAGCAUGAAAGGUCUUGCCCUAUCACCUGGUAUGCGAAAUCGAAUCGCCAAGGGCACCUACGCUUUUCCACCGGAGGAAUGGGACGAAGUGUCUCAACCUACUAAAGAAGACAUCCGAUCAUUGCUGCGGACGGAUCCGUCGAAAAGAAUGGAUAUCCAUGAACUUAUGAGAACCCCACUUGUUACCGGUGAAGAGCAACCCCAAGGUGUUCCCAUUCCCGGUGCGCACGGGGAUGAAGAAGAAGACGAUGAGCUUCUUCAUGCACCCAUCAUUGUACCAAAGAGCGUACGCUUCCUCCGAGAUGGUGUCAAAGCACCACGACUGCACAGCAUUCAGGAAGAAGUCGGUCGUGCUUUGGACAUGAUGCGCCUUGGCAGUGAUUUGUUCACUUCAAAAUAUCCACAGACUUCGUGUAAUAAUCUUUUCGCGCAACGUCGUACGUCUCACCUUAGCAUUCCAAGGGUCCAAUGCUAAUUGUUCCCUUUUAUGUCUCAUUCGCAAAUAUCUCGAUAGGAACAGCUCGAGCAUCGUCUUAAAUCUCUCAUCGUUUUGUAAAAAAAAUUCUUAUCUUUUCCGCAAAUUGCUGGCCACUACUCUUUUUCUUUGUUAUGAAUCUCAGGGAUAAUGGCCUGUGAUUUGUGAGGAAAUAUGUUUAUAUAUUCACUGCACUUCUCACCUCCAUAAUUUUCUCCUUUUUUGGGGAAAUUGUUUUCUUGCUCACUUCGACAUUUCUUUCACCUGUGCACUUAAUUCUAGUACAUACGUCAUUUAGCUAACUAGUUUUUCAUUGCCGCAUGACUUUUCUUCUGUACCUCUAGACUACGAUUCGAAAUGUUAUGCUAUGUUUUGUACAUAUUUGUUGAAAAUUGACAUGCGUUGUUACGCAACGAUCUUCGCAGUUAGUUGUUGAGGACAAAAAAGAGAAAUAAAUAUAAGCAAAC